Messenger RNA from Cercospora beticola, 1923 nucleotides. RefSeq lists its product as uncharacterized. NCBI's taxonomy places the organism in Eukaryota, Fungi, Ascomycota, Dothideomycetes, Mycosphaerellales, Mycosphaerellaceae. The record is from RefSeq and is a predicted model, not a curated record.
AUAUCCAACUUUCGGCGCACUUCGCCCAAGUCUCAUCGACAACAUAUUGCUGUAGCGAGCUACUCGACAAAGGCUGAUCACAGGUGCUGGAACGUCCACAGUGCGAAAGCGCGAUCGUAUCAGCUGUCGAAAAUGGCACGAACACGGCGCGCUCGCCCCACCGACUUGACGGAAUCUUGGGACGACGUAAGCGAUUCCCGGCAUUCGGAAGGCAUAUACGAUGAACAGACGGAACGCGAAGAGGUUGGCAGCGCAUACGAGACUUCAAGGAAUCCUUCACAAAGAGCGACGAACAAUGAAAAUGAGUCUCCACGGCGGAGAACAUUACGCUCCUCAGUCGAGCCCGAGCUUGUGAUGCCAUCAGCUCCAGAUGCUCGAGCACAUCAUACAAAAGAUGGCAGGAAACGAGACGCAACACCACGAUUCAGACUGAACGAGAGGAGCAAUACAUCGGAUGCCGGGCAGAUCAGGAAACUGAGUAGAGCAACAACUCCGCGAGCGAGAAUGGCGGAGCGGAGUAUGACAAGUGACGCUGGACGUUUUCAGAAGAGCAAGCUCAGUCAACACAACGAGGAGGAGUACGAGUCGGACGAGGAGAAGACAAGCAAGACUUCGCAGUAUUCAGCUGUUGCCUGGAGCAAGAUUAUCAAACCGCUUCUAUCAUACACGACAGAUGUGGUGGGCCUGGUGCUACACAAUAUGAAGCCGAUUUUCGGCUGGGCCCUUCUGGUAUAUCUACUUGCCGCUGCGCUAGUAUUUGGAUCUGGAUUCUUGAACAACACAAUCAACAAUGCGCUCACGCCGAUAUGCCGAUUACCAUUCACAGGCGGCUUGCCAUUCUGCCCGAACAGCAAUGCUCCAGAGCUCAAGGGUCAAGCAGAAUUUGGACAGCUCAUGCAGGCACAGAAUGCAUUUGAGGAUGUUUUGAAGAGCUCAUCAGUCGGUGCGAAUUUGCCAGCGGACAUGAAGAGAAGCGAGGCCAGCAUCCGCGACCUUAAGCAUGUCGUGCAGUAUUCUAGUCUUCCUUCGAAGAACGAGCUCGUGUUCGAAUUCAGUGGUUUUGUCGACACAGCACGACAAGCAAGCGGAGAUCUCAGUCGAUUCAACUCGCGCAUCGGCAGAGCAGUGGACCAUAUUCUCUCUACCAACCGCUGGACGCUAAGUGUGAUUGAUGGCGUCUCGGAGAAAGAAGCGCAGCGUGGGUCGAUUGCGAGAUUCUUCAGCGACAAUCUGAAUAUCUUCGCACCCUUUCAGCCCCUCAGCCUCUCGAGGGAUGUGCUUCUUGACCAGUAUCUCCGCCAUACAGGGGCUGUAGAAGAGCAGAUCAUGUCGCUGAUCGAUGAGGCGAUGGCUCUUCGGGACAUUCUCGACAAUCUCGACAACAGACUUGAUAUCAUCUCAGGCAUCUCAACUCGUGAUGGCAUCAGAAUCGAGUCUGGCAAAGACGAACUGUUUGCCGCCCUCUGGACCAAGCUUGGAGGCAACCGCAAAGAUCUCAACAAGCUCAAUUCCCAGCUUGAGUUGUUGCGCAAUGUCGGCGAAUAUCGACGUCUUGCGUGGGGACAUGUGACAGCUACUCUAUUGAAACUGCAAGAGAUUCAACACAGCCUCGAAGACCUACGAGAACGCGUAGCAAUGCCCGAAACUGUUGGCACUGACAAAAUACCAUUGGAGAUCCACAUUGAAAGCAUCAACUUGGGCAUUGAAAGACUUGAGAAGCAAAGAGAUGCGAGUCGUCAACUUGCUGCACAGAACUACGAGAAAAUUGUAGGUAAAGCAGAGCAGGGAGAUAAGAAGAUGUUGGGUAGCGGGAAGCAGGAGCGAGAAUUGUGAUGAAUGAGUUGACAGGACUUUGGAUACGACAGAUCAUGAUUGAUGAGCAAGUCCGUAGUACGAUGAUACCCACGAUAGCAGUACGACUUG